UUUUAGUGUUUAUUGCUGUUUAAGUCUUUAAGUGUUUAUUGAUUUAUUGCAGCCUUGUUGGUUGCUGUUUAAGUGUUUUAAGUGUUUAUUGCUGGUUGCUGUUUAAGUGUUUACUGGUUGCUGCCUUGCUGGAUUGCUGGUUAUAGAUUUAUUUUUCAGUUUAUUGCUGGAUGCUGGUUAUUGAAUGUGAAGCAUAUUGCAAAAUUUAUGUGCUAUUUCAGGGUGAUGGAGCCCUUGUUGCAUGGAGACUAUCCCACUUCCAUGAAGAAAAUUGCAGGCGAAAGAAUUCCAACCUUCACAGAUCGUGAAUCAAAACUAGUUAAGGGUUCAUAUGACUUCAUAGGUUUAAUUCACUACACAAAUAUUAAUAUCACAUACAAUUCCUUGGUUCUGGAGAGCAAUAUGAGAGAUUUCAGUGCAGAUAUGGCCGUGCUCAUGCAUGGAUCUGAUUUGUUUGCAAAUGCUGAGUACCCUAUUGAACCAUGGGGUCUGAUUGAAGAACUGAAUCAUUUCAAGCUCAAUUAUGGCAACCCCCUAAUGCUUCACUGUAUAAUUAUUAUUGUUAUUGUUCUUAUUAUGUAACUGUUUUUUUUAUUUCAGGUUGGUUUGCAUUAAGAAGUUUAGCUAUUUUGUUGGAGAAGACAUCAUAACUUUGCUAUCAGUUUAAUGACAAAUUAUUUUUAUUUUCA
Messenger RNA from Arachis ipaensis, 689 nucleotides. The record is from RefSeq and is a predicted model, not a curated record. NCBI's taxonomy places the organism in Eukaryota, Viridiplantae, Streptophyta, Magnoliopsida, Fabales, Fabaceae.